This is a messenger RNA of Brassica rapa (field mustard), 1056 nucleotides long. Its product is annotated as F-box/LRR-repeat protein At4g14096-like. The record is from RefSeq and is a predicted model, not a curated record. Lineage: Eukaryota; Viridiplantae; Streptophyta; Magnoliopsida; Brassicales; Brassicaceae.
AUGCAUCUGCUCAGGUGCUCAGGCAUUUGUAACAUUGUGCAUUUUGUGGAUAGAGUGUUGGUUUUGCACCAGAAUGUUCCUUUAAACAGAUUCUCCCUCAAGUGUGUAGAUAUUGUUCAUCCAGCUAUUGUCAUUGGUUGGUUACUCAAGGUGUUGGAACGUGGUGUGUUAGAUCUUCAGCUAAACAUUUCCUCGGUACUGGGUUACUCGUUCCCUUCAGAGAUGUUUGUGAACGAGACUUUGGUUAGGCUGAAAAUAGGAGUUGGAGAUGUUCUCACCAUUGAUAAGGUGACCAUUGAUAAGGUGAAACAUGUUUUUCUUCCAAAGGUUAAGAGCCUCUGUCUUGACAAUGUCAUGGUGAAAUACAGUGUGUUUUCUAAGCUUCUCUCUGGUUGUCAGGCACUUGAGGAAUUAGUUUUGAACAAUCUGUUCGAGGUUGGGGGGUUUUUCUCCGUUUCUCAUAACACCCUCAAAAGACUAGUGGUUAGCCAUUCAGAUUCUUGCGAUGAACACCACAAGAAUGUGUCAUUUUGUACCCCAAAUCUUGUCUACCUCGUAUAUUCUGAUACUCUAGCAGACAAGUAUCCAAGAGUUGAUUUUAAUUCACUCGUUGAAGCGAGUACUUACAGCCGUAAACAAAUACCAGAAUUCAACAACCUGGUUCACUUAACUAUUAAGACUGACACAGAAGUAUCUUGGGAAUCACUGCCGGCCCUUCUCAAGAAUUGUUCAAAACUUGAAACCCUGGGCUUCCAUCUCCAAUUUGAUAACUGUCCUGCGUGGGACACUUCUACUUUCCUAUCAUCAAAUUCUGUGACGGUUCUAAAGAUAUUGGAGUUUCUAGGUGUCAUUGGGGAUGAAUACAAUGAGGAGCAGAUAAAGCAGAUCCAACUCAUCCUAGAGAGAAUGCCGAAUCUUGAGCAACUUACGAUAUAUAUUGAUCAAUCUAAUGAAGAAGAUGUGUAUGAAGUGAUAGCACAACUUCAGGGGCAUCCUAGAGUGGCUUCAUCCAAGUGCAAGAUUCAAGUAAUUCACAAGAUUCCAUUUGCCCUUUAA